Molecule: messenger RNA, 5692 nt
Organism: Folsomia candida
Lineage: Eukaryota; Metazoa; Arthropoda; Collembola; Entomobryomorpha; Isotomidae
Product: early growth response protein 1-B
Exons: 5
Coding region: 1486-3219 (577 amino acids)
Biological process (GO): regulation of transcription by RNA polymerase II
Molecular function (GO): DNA-binding transcription factor activity, RNA polymerase II-specific; RNA polymerase II cis-regulatory region sequence-specific DNA binding
Source: RefSeq, a predicted model, not a curated record
GAGGGAUUCCUCCUCACUCGAUCUUCGCCAGCGCCGGAGAAGAAGAUCAAGAAGAAAACGACUAGCUUGUUUUUUUGGGAGGAUUUAACCAAGAGGUCGGACCGAGUAGGGCGACGUGGAAAGAAAGCCCGCGCUAAUAUAGGACGCGUGUUCCUCCCCCACAGAAAAAAAAUCGCCCCCACUAGAAACCCAUAAGCGUGCUUAUCAUCAGGACAAGUGCUGCGAAAAGUGAGUAGGAUGCCGAAGGUCAAGGAGGUGACCAGGUCGCAACUAGUGUCACGUACCAGUUUGGUCAAGUGUGGUGGUGACUACGAGUGGAAUAAAUUUGGGUAAUAAAAUAAAAGAGAAAGCAGAAAUCUUGAAAUGAUUUUCCUUAAUGGUUUAACCAAUCGUGGAGAAAACGGACCGACCAACUUUUCCGUUUUAUUUACCUCGUCCUUUCUCAAUUCAUGGCGUGGCGUGGCGUGGUUUGGUGACCAUUAGAAUUUAGACUUUGAGUGAAUCCCAUCAUUACAAAGAGUGAGGUGAAAGUGAUGCCUGCCGGAAAGUGAAAUCAGAGCUGGGUUGAAAAAGCUACGCAGUUCUUAUCGUGUCGUGUUAUCCGUGUGAGAAAGAAGUGAGUGCCGUUAAAUGUAGUUGAUACGUGGCUUGUCGUCUUGAUCCUCCAGCAGCAUUGGAAUCAAUCCCACCUCUUUCUCUCUCUGGAGGCAUGAUGGGGACUCCCAGGAUGUGCGAGGACGAUGGGAUGAUAAUAAUUGAGAUGGUGCUCAUUCGCAUGCACAUGCAGGGCUCAUUUCCAGUUGCCGUCGUGGAAAAAGCGAGGGUAUUACAGGGGAGAGAAAGUACAAUUCGUCGCCCAUUCAUCAUCCGCCACACAUAGCGAGGAGACGACUACUUGUUGAGCUCUCUGCUGCCUCUCUGCCCACGCCAAAUCCAAUCCACACAAGCUUCUCAUCGUCAUCAUCAUCAUCUUCAUCGGCUAGCUGUGAUAACUGACUGACUAACUUUCACCGUGACGGAGGGACGACGGUGUCUCACUUUUCUCUCCCUCGCGUUUUGGUGCUAUAAAUAUAGAAGAUAAGAUAUUUUUGGAGGAGGAGGAAUUGAUAAGUAAAACUGUUCCCCAGUUAAGGAUAAGUUAGUUAGUUAAGGAGAAGAGAAACAAACAUAGUGAAGAGGAAAAGUGAUGGAAAAUUCUGCUGCUCUUGAAUUAAUUGUGAUAAAUAAAUAUGAAAGUAACAAAGUUUUAUUAUAAAUAUUCCUCCUGCUUAAGAUAAGAAUUGAAGUAAAAGUAAAGUAAAGCGCAAAAUUUUAUUCCAUUUUGGAUUAUAAAGAAUGGUGAAAUGUUCCAGACUGAACUAAAGUCAUACUCACAGUAUUUACGGAUGGCAACAUGUCUGUCACCAAAAUUACCAUGUGGCGUUUUUAACAACAGAGUCGGAGUCCACCUCACCAAGAACCGAGCCAGACCCCAUACCAGCCAACAUGAGAAUGAUCGAAGACCCCGUGUUGACCCUUUGUCACUUCCCUUCGCCCGGGUCUAACCUUCAGGAGCGGAAGAAGGUCCGUGUCCUACCCUGCGUGUCCCUCAGCCUCCUUUGCUUCUCCCCACCGACGGCGACUUCACCCCCGACGUCCCCUCUCCUCCAUAAGAGACACUCACUCUCCCCCCCAGAUUCGGAUUGCUGUCCGCUCGACAAGCUCCAGAAGGGGUUGUCCCCUUCCUUCCAUAAGAUCGAGGACAGUCUCAACACUCCCGUUACGCAUUCUGCGGCUGGAACGGGAUUCUUUGGGAGUAGCGUGGUGCCGAUAUUGGACCCGCCGCCGAUUGGAUCCUUAGAUUCCGACUUGACCCUCACGCCAAACAACAACUCCCCCUCGUCAAGUCCCCCCAGCAGCCCGAAAAUGUUCCCUUCACACCACCACCCCCUCGACGACCCACAUUCCCACAACCAACAGCAGCAGCAGCAGCAACAGCAACAACUCCACCCACAGCAGCAGCACGCCCAACAGCAACAACAACACCACCACCACCCCGGCCAGCAGCAGCGGCUUCGCGUAACCAUGCCCCAAGUCAACCAGCAGCAGCAGCAGGGUCAACAAUCCCUGAACACGCCGCUCCCCCAGUCCGCUGGGUCUCCUACGGGCGGAAUAAACUGGAUUCUACCCUCACCCGACCGUACAUUCUAUGCCCCCCUCUUUGGCAUCCUGACCCCCACCUCGCAACCCCAACAACUCACCUUUAAUACGGAUUCGCCCAAUUCUGCUUCUCAAUUUGGAGGCUCACAGUCAGAGUUUUCAUUUGACCCGUCUUGCAUCUCGAUGACGGAUGACCCCUUCCGCCAACAGCAGCAGCAGCAGCAACCCCAACAACAACAACAACAGCAACAACAGUCGCAGCAGCAAGUUCAACAACCAAAGUAUCACCCCUGGGCGACCUCCGACUUCGACCAAAGCACUCAGGAGCAGUUAGUCAUACCAAAGCAGGAGCCGUUUGCCGAGUAUUGCACGGGAGGACCACCUUCCGUUGAGACCACGGCCUCGCAUGAUUCCUCCGCGACGCAGCAGUCCGUCGGGCUCGCGGAGUAUAACCCGAGCACUUCCAAGGGGCAUGAGAUUCUGAGUCAGGUGGGAGACACGUUCCAGGCCGGACCGUUAAGACUCGUGCCCGUGAAACCACGCCGUUAUCCGAACCGACCGAGCAAAACGCCCGUGCAUGAACGUCCCUACGCUUGCCCCGUGGAAGGUUGUGAUCGUCGCUUUUCCCGUUCGGACGAACUCACACGACACAUUCGAAUCCAUACUGGCCAAAAACCUUUCCAAUGUCGCAUCUGUAUGCGCAGUUUUUCCCGCUCGGACCAUCUCACCACCCAUGUUCGCACGCACACGGGGGAAAAGCCCUUUUCGUGUGACACCUGCGGGCGAAAGUUUGCCCGUUCCGAUGAGAAAAAGCGGCACGCCAAGGUUCACACAAAGUUGAGGACAAGACGGGAAAAGUGUGCCGCGUCGAGUACAAGUGCGUCAACGACAAACACGUCGACGACGACGUCCUCCUCCUCGAGUACAGUGCAUCCGAGUAGUAGUCACAACAUCAUGAUGCCCCCACACGCCCCACAGCAGCAGCAGCAAAUGUCGCAACAGCAACGCCUCGCUCAGGCCUCCCUCCCGCACACCAUCACCUCACACGACAUGCCGAUCGUGACGACGGGGGGGUUGUGAAAUUCACUGUUCCCCGUCGACGACGACGAGGACAACGAGGAGGACGAGGGCGUCUCUUAAAGUAAAAAACAUACAUACAUAAUUCCACAACAAUCAGACUCAGUUCAAAUUGUCAUCAUGGCCAUCGUCAUCUUACUAUCAAGAGUGUGUAAGUUAUUAAAAAAAACUCUGCUACUUCCUUCCUACUCCUACUAAAUGCUACUUAUUAGCUGCUCUCACGUAUGUAAAAUAACUCUGCUAAAAAGAAAAACAAGAGUGUUCCUGGGUCGACCUAACCAAAAACCAAACCAACAAAAAAAGUUUCACUUAUUCACCCGUGUCAUAAAACGAUAUACAAAAAAAAUAUCCUCCAGUUCAGUGGUGUCCAGUCCAUGUACCUCCCUGCAAACCAACCAACCUAAAAACUACCUUCAUCCUUAUCAUCAUCAACUUCAACUCAUCAUAAAUUUCAUCAUCAUCUCAACGUUCGUAGUAAAAAAAAUAGGUUGUCUAAUUACGUACCAGAAAAAGUAGAAACUUUACAAAAAAACUUUGCUCGUAGCCAAUUUUCAUGAUCUUCGUCUGCAUGAUUUUUUCAUCUCAUUGUUACAUACGAACUCCACACGUUGUGCUCUGUAAAAGUAAGUAAAAGUAAGUAAGAAGUAACUAACUUGUAGGUAGGUAGGUAGGUAAAAAAAGUUGUAUAAAAACGCUUACCAUUGUCUUCUGGAUGGAUGGAUGGAUGGAUGGAUGGAUGCAUGAAUCGGAUCUUUUUGCUGGUGAUACGAAUUUUAUGGGUCAAGAAUUAGUAAAAGAGUGCAGUACCAGUGGCCGCGGAAGGGGUGGGGACAUUAAGAUUGUAGGAUAGGAGAGGGUUUGAUGGGGACAUUGUCCUUCUGUCCCUUCGCCCUUCCGCGGCCACUGUUUUACACGCAGUUUUACAGCUCUGUAUUACUUACCAUUUGUUCAUUACAAACAAAGAAUUGUUGUCGUUGUCCGUAGUAAAAGUAGUCUGUUGCACUUUGUAUUCUUCUUAUCGAGAGAGCUACCUCGUCUCCUCUCAAUUAAUCGUAAUCAAAUCCUGACUCCCAUCAUAAUUCGCAAUCACAUCUGCUGGCUGCUGCCAAACCCCGUCGAAGUUAAUGAGUUGACGAUACAAAUGCAUAAAUUGUCUUGGAUUCGAUAUAUUAAUCGUAUUUUUCACCUUUUUGACUCUUUAUUUCCUUUUUUUAUUAUUUACUUAUCCACUUCUUAUCAUCAGUCUCAAGUUGAGAAGUUGAGGGAGAGACGACGCGACGCUCUGGGAGGAGAGAUGACUGACUAGAUUCAGAUAUUUACUACGUUAUAAUUAUUAAUUAACUUGUACUUACUUACUCAAAGAACUACCAAUGAUCUAGUGUUUUUUAAAAAGCAAGAUGAUAAGGUGUGUGCGUUAACAGCCAAACCAAAAAACAAGCAGGCAAAAAUGAGAGAGAGAAAGAGAGAUAUGUACCCACAAAACAAACUAUAUAAUUAACUUUAUAAAUGUAUUAUUACUAUUAAAUAUUAUUACCAACCUACAAAAAUUCAAUCCAAGCUAAAUAAUUUAACUAUACAUAUUUAAUUAAUUAAAUCAACAAACAAACUCAGUGGAAGUGGUGGAGAAAAUCGAGUCAGAUAACAGACCAGAUUUAUUAUUACAAUUUAAAAUAUACAAAUGUGUAAUAAUCUUAAAAAUUUAGCAAGUAUAGUUAAAUAGUUUAAAUUAAAUGUAAUCUCGGUGUAGUUUUUAACUCAACUCAACACUCAUAACUUAAAUGUGACCGCUUUUUAAUUUUUUCUCAAGAAAAAUCCAAGUAUUUAAAAAUCUUGAUAACUUUUAAGGAAAACAUCUCAUUUUUUUAGUAUUAUUUAAUAAUAAUUAAGUAUUACACGCCACAACAAUUAUUAUUAAUUACGAUAUUAUAAUCAUUCAUUAUACAAUGAUGAUGAUGACUAUCUAAUCCAAAUACCUGCUGAUUCUCGUGUAAUUUUAUUAUCGUUCGUUCAUUGUUGUAUUUACUACUUUAUUAUUAUUAUGAUUAAAAGGUGCGUUUUAUAAAUACUUGACUUGUUUUGGAGCAACUUGCGCCAAUGUUAAAGUUAAUACUUUAACUAUGGCGCAAGUUGGGCGAAAAAGGAGUAAAGUAUUAUUUAUUGUUGUUUACUAUUACCACUACUACUACCAACCACUACUAUACUGAAUAUUACUAUAUUGUUGUGUAACCAUUGUAUUGUUGUCGUCGUAAAUUGUUACAUACACAGAAGAAUGUAUUGUUAUCCUUGUCGUGGUAAAAAUAUUAUUGUGUUUGUUGUACCAACAACGAGUAUACAUUUAAUUAUUAUUAUUAUUAAUUAGUUAAUUAUUUAAUCGUGUUGUGUAAUUCAUGAAAAUAUUGUAUUUUUAUGGUGUGAUCCGUGGUGCACUAUUUUUGGACGUCUCAUAUUAUUAAUAAUAAAUUGUCAUGUCAGCCAA